Messenger RNA from Rhodotorula graminis WP1, 1965 nucleotides. RefSeq names its product glycoside hydrolase family 16 protein. Gene Ontology annotation, molecular function: glucosidase activity. The record is from RefSeq and is a predicted model, not a curated record. NCBI's taxonomy places the organism in Eukaryota, Fungi, Basidiomycota, Microbotryomycetes, Sporidiobolales, Sporidiobolaceae. Gene Ontology annotation, cellular component: plasma membrane; endoplasmic reticulum membrane. Gene Ontology annotation, biological process: (1->6)-beta-D-glucan biosynthetic process; fungal-type cell wall organization. The transcript has 17 exons. Bases 1 to 1860 code for a protein of 619 amino acids.
AUGCCGCGCCACGACCUCGAGGACGACGACGACGACCUCGCCGCCCCGCAGCUGCCGUACGCGUCGCGCCACUCGGCGACCUCGUCUUCGUCGAGCUUCACGAGCGGGACCUACACGCCGGCCCUGCGUCGCGGCCUCUCGUCGCCCGCCUCGGUCGACCACCACCCGUCGGCGACGGCGCCGCUCGCCCUCCCUCACCUUCCUCGCUCCUCGUCCGCCUCGCACCUGUACCCGCCCGUCUCGACGUCGUUCGAGCACCUCCUGUGGACCAAGUCGAACGCAUCGGUCGACGACUUCCUCCACGACCCGUCGCCGCUCGUCGACGCCGCGCUCGACAAGCGCCGCUGGAAGCGCCACACGGUCCCGCGCAUCGUCGACAUCCUGUCGCUCGUCCUCGUCGUCAUCGCGCUCCUCGGCGUCUUCCUCGGCUGGCCCGUCCUGCGCUUCGGCAUCCUCGGGUCGUGGGGCAACCCGCACAGCGGCGCGAGGACCGACCUCGGCUGGAACCUCGGCGGCAUCAACGCGACGGGCAGCGUGCCCCUCAUCCCUGGGCUUCCCGGACUCGUCGACACGGACACGCCGCUCGAGGCGUACACACGUCAAGGCUUCUUCGACGGCGAGGUCUACAACCUCGUGUACUCGGACGAGUUCAACGUCGACGGCCGCACCUUCUGGCCCGGUGACGACCCGUACUGGGAGGCCGUCGACCUGCGCUACGUACGCCGCCUCUUUCGCUUCUCGUUCAUGUCGGAGAAUGAUCCCGAUGCCGUCACGACCAAGGACGGCAAGCUCGUCAUCACGCUCGACCAGGAGCCGUGGAACGGGCUCAACUUCCGGUCGGGCAUGCUGCAGUCAUGGGACAAGUUCUGCUUCACCGGCGGCUACCUCGAGAUCUCGGCAUCGUUCCCGGGCAACGCCGAGACGAUGGGCUUCUGGCCCGGCGUCUGGACCCUCGGUAACCUCGGUCGUGCUGGAUACGGCGGCUCGGUCGACGGCGUCUGGCCUUACUCGUACACCUCCUGUGACGUCGGCACCCUGCCCAACCAGACGUACCCGGACCAAAGCGGGCCCGACGCCGCGAGGCACAGCGGGCUCAGGGACUACGGCGGCUCGCUCUCCUACCUUCCUGGGCAGCGCAUGUCGGCGUGCACGUGCGAGGGCGAGGACCACCCUGGCCCGAGCGUCAACGUCGGUCGCGGUGCGCCCGAGAUCGACGUCACCGGUGCGUCCCAAUCUCGCUCUACUCGUGCCCGUCGAGCCAUCGUCGCUCACCUCUUCCCAAGCUCGCAGUUCGCGCCGAUGGACGCCGGCUAUGCCUGGAAGAACGAGACGCCACACUUCACGAUCUACAACGACACGCGCUCCGUUCAGAACCUGUUCACCGGCGCCGUCUACCAGGAAAGCGCCAGCAUCAUCUCGCUCACCGACACAACGUCCUACGAGGGUCGUGGCUACUCGACCUUUGGCUUCGAGUACGAGCCCGGUCCGAACGGCGUCAUCACGUGGGCCGUCAACCGCACGCCGACCUGGCAGAUCACGGCGGGCGCCAUGGGCCUCAACGACGAGACCGAGAUUGGGCAGCGCCUUGUGAGCAUGGAGCCGAUGGCAAUCAACAUAAACUUGGCCAUCUCGAAGGCGUUCCAGGAACCUGACUGGGCCCACCUCACGUUCCCGGGCACGUUCCGCAUCGACUACGUUCGCCUGUGGCAGAAGGGCCCGCCCCGCAUCGGCUGUGACCCGGACGACCACCCGACUGCCGCCUACAUCGCCCGCCAUUCCGACGUCUACACCAACCCGAACCUGACUGUUUUCCCCGCGCCCUUUCCCCAGAACCGCCUGUCGUCGACGGGCUGCGCUUAGCGUCGUCUCUCCACCUGUACCCGCACCCGCACCGUCUCGCAUCGCUUGCAUGAUCCUGCUCUUCUCUCGCACGAGCCCCGUCCUCGAUACCGACACUCGCCUUCC